Molecule: messenger RNA, 5656 nt
Organism: Sus scrofa (pig)
Lineage: Eukaryota; Metazoa; Chordata; Mammalia; Artiodactyla; Suidae
Gene: FBXO40
Product: F-box protein 40
Cellular component (GO): cytoplasm
Molecular function (GO): zinc ion binding; ubiquitin protein ligase activity; protein binding
Source: RefSeq, a predicted model, not a curated record
UGGUUAUAAUUAGAGCAGCAGCCUGUCCAGAGGGCUACACCAGCCACUGCGAGCACAGCUGGAUCUGCCAACCACAUGCACAGGAGUUUGAGAGGCUGCUCUGGCCUUGAAAACAGAUCCUUCUUUAAAGGAUUUUCAUUCUUCCUCAAGGGAAUGAAAACCCAUUGAUAUAAAACCCCACUUGCCUUCCGGCUUCCCCUGCUAACUGCCCCUUCAGCAGACAGUGUUGAUAAAUACAGGGGAAAGGAAAAAAUCGUAAGCUGAGCCUGGUCACAUUGCCCCUUGUGAUAUAGUUUUAUUUUUAACUUUGAAACACUUGAACUAUUUCUGUUGAAGUUGUUUCUCCUUUCCCUACCUCCUCUGCUGCAGCUGAUGCACAGCCAGCCAUCUUCGGCAAUCUACUUGCUCACAACCGAGGGACGCAGGUGCUGCAGAUGCUGACUCAGUCCGGGCCAUUAAGAUUUACAAAGCUGGAAGCAGUUUGGAAGCUAUGGGCAGGGCACGCAGGCCUCCGCCAGGGGAGCACAGACACUGUGAGAGAUGCUUCAACCGGCACUGCCACCUUCCCGUGGAGCCCAGCGUCUCCUGCCUGGUGAUAAGCUGCCACCUGUCCUGUGGCGCUACCUUCCACAUGUGCAAAGAGGCAGAGCACGAGCUCCUCUGCCCUUUAGAGCAGGUUCCAUGCCUCAACUCUGAAUACGGCUGCCCCCUUUCCAUGCCCCGCCACAAACUGGCCAAGCACCUGCAAGUGUGCCCUGCCAGUGUGGUCUGCUGCUCCAUGGAGUGGAACCGCUGGCCGAACGUGGACUCAGAAACAACCCUUCAUGAGAACAUCAUGAAAGAGCCCCCCAGUGAGGAGUGCCUGGACACAGCCCUGGCCCUCCAGGACCAGAAGGUCCUUUUCAAAUCUCUAAAUAUGGUAGAACUUUUCCCAGAAACUAGAGAACCCACUGAGGAGGAACCAACCCUGAAUGGUGAAGCCAGCUGGGAGGAAACAGGAGGAGCUGUUGGUGGAGCGGAUGCUGGUCUGGUAACACUGUCAGCUGCGAACGGAGAGGGGGCAGAGCUGAGUCAAGAAGAAAGAGAGAUGUUAGCCAAAACCAAAGAAGGGAUGGACCUGGCCAAGUUUGACAAGUGGGAAAAUAUGUUCAGCAAAGAGCAUGCGGCUUCUGCUUUAACAAGCUCAUCAGUGCGCUGUGAGGGCAAGAGCAAGGACGGCCCAGAGAAAGAACAGAUUUCCAGUGGCAAUGACAUGGUAGAAGAGGGAGCAGCCAAGGGGAAAGAACCACAGGAAGAGCAGAAGCAGCAGGACUUUUCUGCAGCCAUAGAAAAGACAGGGCUUGCCCCUUGGCAGGAUGGGGUCCUGGAAAGACUAAAAACAGCUGUGGAUGCAAAGGACUAUAAUAUGUACCUGGUGCACAAUGGGAGGAUGCUUAUUCACUUUGGUCAGAUGCCUGCUUGUACACCUAAAGAGAGAGACUUUGUUUACGGCAAACUUGAGGCUCAGGAAGUGAAGACUGUUUACACCUUUAAAGUUCCUGUGAGCUAUUGUGGGAAGCGGGCUCGCCUCGGAGAUGCUAUGUUGAGUUGUAGGCCAAGUGAACACAAGGCAGUAGAUACUUCAGAUUUAGGCAUCACUGUGGAGGAUCUGCCCAAAUCAGAUCUCAUCAAGACCACCCUCCUGUGUGCUUUGGAAAGAGAACUCAAAGGUCAUGUCAUCUCUGAAUCUAGGAGCAUUGAUGGCCUGUUCAUGGAUUUUGCUACACAGACAUACAGUUUUGAGCCAGAGCAGUUUUCCUCUGGGACAGUGCUGGCUGACCUAACCAGUGCCAACCCGAACGGGCUCCAUGUGGAGCUCCACAGUGAGUGUGUCACCAGGAGGCACAACAAGAGCAGUUCUGCCUUUACUUUCACUUGCAACAAAUUCUUCAGGAGGGAUGAGUUCCCCCUACAUUUCAAGAAUGUCCACACAGACAUUCAGUCAUGUCUCAAUGGCUGGUUCCAGCACCGAUGCCCCCUUGCCUACUUGGGAUGCACCUUUAUUCAAAACCACUUCCGUCCUCCAGGGCAAAAGGCAAAAGUGAUCUAUAGUCAAGAGCUCAAUACCUUUGCCAUCAAGCCAGAGGUUGCUUCAGAGCUGAGUGAGAGAUGGAAGAACAGCCAUCUCUCAGGCCAUGGAGGAAAAAGCCAGAAUUCUCUAACCAGCCUACCCCUGGAGAUUUUGCAGUACAUUGCUGGGUUCUUGGACAGCAUUAGCCUGUCCCAGCUCUCCCAGGUGUCCGUGCUGAUGAGAAAUAUCUGUGCCACUUUGUUGCAAGAGAGAGGGAUGGUCCUCUUGCAGUGGAAGAAGAAAAGAUAUUCCCAUGGAGGCACCUCCUGGAGAGUUCACAGAAAGAUCUGGCAAUUCAGCAGCCUCUUCUCCAAAAUCAAGAGCUGGGAGUUUAAUGAAGUUGCCUCCAUGUCUGAGCACCUGAAGUCCUGUCCUUUCAACAUUGUAGAGCACAAGACUGACCCGAUUCUUUUGACCAGCAUGUGUCAGCCCCAUGAGCAGGCCCGAGAGACCUUAGUCUCCACCUUCAGAGCCAGAACACGAGGAAGACACGCCUACUAAAGAUUCAGAGGUCACCAUUCUUGAUUCCCACUCAGAGUUACUGAAAGUCGGACAGAGUGUGGUUUGGAGGACUUGCUUCUGUCAACUGUAAAUGUGCUUAUCUGGGUGUUUUGGAACAUGCAGUGGCCUUUAAAACCUGAGCAGUUGCACAAGGUCUAAAGCUUAUAUAACUGGUAUAGUGACAUGCUGAUAACCUAUCCCCCCUCUUUUUUUUUUUUUUUUUUUUCUAAAAUAAAUCAGUCUGCAAAGUAAAUAGGUAACUUGAGGCUAUUUGGAAGAUAAGCUCAAGUCCUUAGGAGACGAGCAGUGAAAUUCCAUAACCAGCCCAGACCUGUGCUUUUGUGGAGAGCUUUUCCAUUUAUAAGCACUUUGAAUGAUAUGAAGCAGCCAAGGUAGGGAUGGGGACUGAGGGGCCUCCCAGGGCACCUAGAGUACAGGGCACAGUUUGAAGAUUUUAUAGCUGGUGUUGUCUUGACAGCCAAGUCCAGGGCUUCUUUUAGUUGCCCCACUGCCUCUAAGCCCAGACAGUCUAAACACAGCCUGACAGAAUAGAGACCUAGGCUAAGAACAGCAGCCUUGGGGACACCAAAGACCAAAGGAUGAGUGGCAUAAAUGAGGUUGCAGAGUUUGUGGUAUAGAGUCUUGGCAACAUAUAAAAGGACAGCCUUGAAAAAUGAAGAAAAAUAUAAAGGAGAUACUAUAUUUAUGGAGAAAUUUUGGACAAAAAGCCACAGCUCACUUUCAAACAUUUUAACAGUGACUUAAGAGUCAAAGUUUUUUCCUCCGAAAAUUAUAGUCUAGGUCUGGAUUAGGGAGAGCACAGGCAUGGACUAGCGCCCCGCUGGGCUAUGUGAAAUGAUCUCAGAACACUAACACCAACUUCAGCGUCAUGCCAGCCUGCACAGUGUAGCCCAAAGAGACUGUGCAAAAGUCCAGAGACAAGGCCCACUGCAGUUCCUGUGGUACCAACCACCAGGUCCUAGACACCACUUGAGUACUUCAUGAGGGACCUUGGGAAGGAAGACAUCUGAACAUAGUGGUUCCCCAUAAUUGCUCUUACCUACUGCUGGUUAUGACUCCAUUCUGUCAAAAAUGGGUGACACUUCUGGGUUUUGGUAACAAAUAGUCAAUACUUAUGAGAACAAAAUAAGAUAAAAAUACACAACAGAAACUCGCAUCCCCUAAAGCAGGGUUUCAUAGAACUGUUGACAUUUUAGGCUAGAUAAAUCUUUGUCACGAGGAACUGUCCUGUGUGUAAUAGGAUAUUUAGCAAUAUCCUUGACCUCUAUCUGAUAGAUGUCAGUAGCACCCCACAGCUAUAAAAACCAAAAAUGUCUCCAGACAUUGCUAAAUAUCCUCUGGGAGCAAAAUCAAUCCUAGCUGUGAACCACUACCCUAAAGAACAACACACCAGUGGCAGUAAAAUAGGGUAUGCUUUUUUAGUAGAGCAAGAUCUUAUCUCACACAGUUAUCUACAAUGGUCAUGAUUUCAUGCAGCUCUUUUUUUAUUUACUAAAUAGAUUUCAGGCACAUGAUGAUUUUAAGCUAGGAGUCAAAUGGAGCUGGUUGUUUGGUGUGGCUUCACAUCCUUGGGUCAUGUGUGAAAAUACAUCCUUUUAGCUCUCCAGGUGCAGCUGAAGCCAGGAAGGUUGAGCUAUUUAUCUUAUGUUUAUAUCCCUCUCACCUUAAUUGGAGCCAUUUUCCUAGCAGCCCUCGAGCAAGUGAGAAAGAAGGGGAAAGGAGGAUGGGUAUCUCAGGGAAUCAGGGAACAAAGAAUUUAGCCAACAACAGCAAAAAAAGAGUCUAAUCAAUAGGAAUGUUUGUUACUGCCUGGGUCUCCCUUUGAACACGGUCCAGAGUUGGUGUAGAUGAAGUAGAUGGUAUCCCCCCAAGAAGGGUCAAGAAGGCAUUCGAGCAAGUCCCAGAGGGGAAGUAUGCUCGUCUUUUGUUGUAAUGUGCCACUUGGUACUAUUCAGUAAUGUAAUUCUAUUGUCCCUAAUCCUUAUUGUUUGGUUUAUAUAUUUCACAUUUGUAUAUAAGGCACCAUUUCUGAAAAUAUAACUAGAGUGUGAGCUAAGAUUUUAUUCAGGGAAGAUGAGUAACUGCAACAACUAAAUACUGAAGUGGGAAGAAGGAAGAGUUCUCCAGGGAUCAGCUCCAUGUGUUUUGAAUCUAGUCCUUCCCAUAUGGAGAAAGAAAUCUCUGGCAGUUCAUUCCAGUUUCUUUGUCUCUUACUAGACAAAGAAAGCAAGGGGCGCUGUUGUCCAAGGGAGAUGAAAAUUCGGGGCUACCGUGAGGUGAAUAACAAGUAAGGGAAAAGGAAGAGAGCAGAGGGCUUUUUCUUGAUAGCCUGGGCAGCCAAGCGUUCAGGAGGGCAGUCACAAGAAUGACCACAAUGCCCUGUGGGGCCCCACACUUUACUUUCCCAGUUGCUGCCUUCAGUGCAAUAGAGUUGAUACUACAGGUAUCCACUGGUCUAGGAAAACAAGCCCAUUUUACGGUGGGAGGGAAUUUGGAGCAAAAGGGAAGCCUUUUAGAGAGAUGGUGGAUUAGACAGAAGAGGAUUUGCUUUGUGAGAUGAAGCUGCUGUAAGCAGCACGAGCAGCGAGCAGCGAGCAUUAUCUGAUGGAGGCAAAACAGCUAGACACAGCUUCAGAUUAAGAGCAGCAGAGGGAAGUGAAAGGGGACUGUGGGCCCAAGAAGAGGAGCCUGGACGGGGUAAUAUCUGUGAGCCGAGCCCUUGGGGAGUAUCACCACCAAGAAAGUGAGUCCCAGCAGAGAUCAGCUGAAUGUGUCUAUAGAAUGGAGGCAGAAAAGACUUUGUUGCCUUAAUAGUAUGGGGAUCUGUCUUAUAAAGAAAGGAAAAGUGAAAAGUAUGGUGGAACUUGGAGAUGUAAGAAGAAAACCACUGCAAAAUAUGAUCUAUGUGUGAUGUCCAAUGAACUGAAGAAUGAAAUUGUGUAUAUCUAUGGUGACAUACCUCUGUAUGCUGGAAACCCCAGUGUCCCUAAGAGGCAGAAAUAAAAGCUGUUUUGCACUCUGAAA